Prorocentrum cordatum is the source of this 1999-nucleotide messenger RNA. Lineage: Eukaryota; Dinophyceae; Prorocentrales; Prorocentraceae. The record is from the annotation of a GenBank genome assembly.
CGGCCGUCGAGGAGCCCCAGGAAGGCCCCAGACGGUCGACUGGAGCCCCCGAGACCCUUCAAGUAGCUCGUUCCGUAGCCAGUUUGGCUUCAGACAUUUGCGAUCGAGUCUCAUCGCCCGAGACCCAGCACAGCCUGCCAAUCGAAAUCAUACUCGCGGACCUUGUCUCUAGAUGGCGAUGAGGAUCUUCCUUGCUCUCUUCGCCCUGACGUCCGUGGCCUCUUCCCUGAAACUCCAAUCCGGAGAGUCGUCUGAAGAUGAGCUCGCGCCCGCAGCUCUGAGUCACAUCCUCUCCGAGGCGGAGGGGCUGCUGCAGGAGGCCGACGACGCACAGCUCCUGGCUGGCGGCGAGACGUCCCUCCUCAGCAUCGACGACGCGACCGACGAGGUGCCCGCCACGGAGGAAGCGUCGAGCCACGCCGCCGGCAUCGACCCCGAGCCUCAGGAGCAGGCCUCUGCCGCCAGCACCGGCACCGCGACCGUCGAUGCGCCCGCCGCGGAGGCUGCCCCGGACGCCCCGGUCGAGCGGGCGACGGAGGGCGCCAACGCCUCGGGGAACGCCUCGGAGGCGCAGGGCGACGAGAACCAGAGCAGGGCCAACCUGUCCACGUACUUCGACCCCAAGCUGAUGGCCAUCUUCCGCGAGAAGCAGGCGCACCUGAAGGAAACGAUGAAGGAUUUCAUGGUGUCGAAGAAGGAGCUGGACGUGGCCAAGCUGGCCGCGAACUUGGCGAUGAAGAAGCUGAGGUUGGCGACCGAGAAGCGGAGGAAGAUCCUGAUGGGCGAGAGGAUGGCUGAGGCCGAGGAGCGUCGGGCGAUCAAGGAGAACCGGCGACAGGCCAAGUCGGACAUGACAGCGCGCGCAGAGCAGUUGCUGGAGGACUCGUUGGGUGGUCUCGCGGGGGUCAACAUGAGCUAUAUGGUCGACGUCGUUCUGGCCCUGCCAGAAGCUUUGCAGGACGAGGAGUUUGUGGAGGACUUCCGCAACGUGACAAAGAGGGUGGACAUGAAUGUCCGGAAGUUUCUGGACCAGACCCAGCAGAAGACCACACAGUUCGUCAAAGACAGCACUUCCGCCUCCGACGUGGAGCUGCGCUUCAUUAUGGCGAAGUUCUUCCACGAGUCUGGCUUCCGCCUCCGAGGGCUCCACCAGGACAGCCUGAAGGCCAUCCAGAUGCUCAGGCGAACGGUGCCGGAGGACUUGGAGAGGGCGCUCUUCCCGUUCCUCGGGCAGCUGAACGCCAACACGGUCCGCCUCAGGAUCAAUGCCACCAGCUUGGCCACCGCCACCCCGAAGGAGGCGUGCGACCAGAUCACCCAGAUUAUGGCUAACGUCAGCGACUACGAUUCCAAGUUGGAGACCAUCGGCAAGGUGAUCGAGAACGUGUCCACGCGGGUACUGCCCAACAUGGAGAGGACGCUGCAGGUCUCCCCGAACAUCACCACCUUCGUGGGAUCGUUCCUGAACAUGGCGCGCCUUGAAGUGGGCGGCCUGCAGGAGGCGGCCCACAGCAUGGUCACUAGGGCCAGCCCCAUCAUCGCCGAGCGGGUGCAAUGUACCUUCAGCAGCGCGCGCCAGGGCAUCGGCCUCAGCUUCCUCAGCGCGGUCGUGGUGCUCGCGACCUCGUGGCUCCAUCAUUGAGAGGUUGGACUCUCGUUGCAUUUAGCGUUAGCGUAGGAGCUUCACGGUCCAUUACGAAUAGUUUUUGGUUUUGUCGCUUCAUUGACAAGGUGAUCGAGAUCGUUCUGAUUAUGCCAGUGCGGCAGGGAGCCAUCAUCGCCAAGAUUUCCAUUUGCGAAGAGCUUAACGCGUGGAGAGCGUGUCACGGAGAAACAAAUCAACAUAUACAUUAAGUAAUACCCUUCAAGUGGCUCCACAGCGGCCGAAAAGGUCUUUGAGACGGCCCUCUAUCCCGUCAAGGCGGCCCCAGAUGGCCUCCAGACAGCGCCAGGCAGCUGAUCCGACCACGGGCGAUAAUAAGGCCUACCCCCCCUUACC